Messenger RNA from Boleophthalmus pectinirostris (great blue-spotted mudskipper), 959 nucleotides. RefSeq names its product bone gamma-carboxyglutamate (gla) protein, like (gene bglapl). Gene Ontology annotation, cellular component: extracellular region. The transcript is spliced from 4 exons. The coding region runs from base 1 to 624 and encodes 207 amino acids. Gene Ontology annotation, biological process: response to vitamin K; regulation of cellular response to insulin stimulus; bone development. Lineage: Eukaryota; Metazoa; Chordata; Actinopteri; Gobiiformes; Gobiidae. The record is from RefSeq and is a predicted model, not a curated record. Gene Ontology annotation, molecular function: structural constituent of bone; calcium ion binding; hydroxyapatite binding.
AUGAGGACUGUGACUCUACUGCUCACCUGCGCUCUCCUCUCUGUCUGCUGGUCCAUGGGGGCUAUUGAACCUGAGGUUAUAGUGGACCCAGCAGAGGACCCUGCAGCUGAUGUAGCUCCUGCUGACUCUGCCUCCUCCUCUGCCUCAUCCUCUGCCUCCUCCUCUGAGUCUGCCUCUGCAUCAGACUCUGCAUCAGACUCAGCAUCAGACUCAGCAUCGGACUCAGGUUCUGACUCUUCUGCAUCUUCAGCUUCCUCUUCCUCUGAAUCCACAGAGUCUGCACAGUCCUCAGAGUCCUCAGAGUCCCAGUCCUCAGAGUCUCAGUCCUCUGAGUCCCAGUCCUCAGAAUCAUCUGAAUCUUCAGAAUCUUCAGAAUCUGCUUCAUCUGCCUCUGACUCUUCCUCAGCAUCCUCAUCAACCAGCACUGAAGCCCCUCAUGUGGUAAUGAAGAGGGACCUGGCGGCUGUAUUGCUCAGGAGAAGGAGAGCAACCGGACCGCUCGGUCCACUACAGCUGGAGAGCCUGCGAGAGGUGUGUGAACUGAACGAAGCCUGUGACGACAUGGCUGACACUGCUGGAAUAGUGGCUGCUUACACGGCUUAUUAUGGACCUGUCCCCUUCUAAAAAGACCACCUCUUCAAUCAUUACAUCAUUUUAAACUAGUGCCGUGGCCUCCCUGGAUGCAGAAAACAAACCUAUUGUACAUUUAAAUUCUUGCUCAGAUCACCAGAAGUGUUAUAUCCAAAGGCCUUGUAUGUAAAAUGUAAAAGGCACAUGGACUCACAAGCCUGUGAAUAACUUUUAAAGCCCACUUGAGUUUAGAUUAUUACUAAGCUUCAGCAAAACAAAUGGUGCUACAAGUGCAAUUAUAAUGUAAGAGAAUGUAUUACUAAUGUAUUUUUAUAUGGUGCUUAUUAUGAUGCUUUUAUCUUUACAAAUGGAAGAUUUAGAUAUUUUUA